Messenger RNA from Malus domestica (apple), 1473 nucleotides. Its product is annotated as CBBY-like protein. The record is from RefSeq and is a predicted model, not a curated record. Gene Ontology annotation, molecular function: hydrolase activity. NCBI's taxonomy places the organism in Eukaryota, Viridiplantae, Streptophyta, Magnoliopsida, Rosales, Rosaceae.
AUUCUCCUAUAAAAGCUGAUACUUUCUUCCAGUGUCAGCUGUAAAUCAACAAUAACCGUUUUCAAGCAACCACCUUUCUUCUUCUAACUGCCAUGGAUUCCGCUUCGCGCUCAAUUCUCCGAAACUUUUCUUCUACGGCCGUCAUUUUCCCGCCAAGUAACAACACCACUGCCCGCUUCUUCGAUCUACCGAAGACCAACCACAACCCCAACUUGGUCCCUCUAUUUUCCUCCACUUUCCCAAGAAACCCAAAUUUUCCCGGAAAAUGUCUGCACUUCGAUCGGUUCUCCGCUUUCAGCUCUCUCUGCGGCGUUCAGGAUCAGAACCCAUCUCAGGAGCUCGCUGUUCUUCUCGAAGUCGAUGGGGUUCUUAUGGAUGCUUACCGGAUGGGGAACCGCCAAAGCUUCAAUGCAGCAUUUAAGAAGCUCGGACAGCGCUGUACAAAUUGGACAGAGCCUGUUUACUUGGACCUCCUAAGGGAGAGUGGUGGUGAUGAGGAAAAGAUGGUGAAUUUGUAUUUUAAUCGGAUUGGUUGGCCUAGUUCAUUGCCGACAAGUGAGGGGUCAUUUGUGAAAAAUGUCCUGAAAAAGAAGAAAAUUGCAAUGGAUGAGUUUCUGAUGUCAGAAAGUUUGACUCUACGACCUGGAGUUGAAGAGUUUAUUGAUGAUGCAUACAAGGAAGGAGUACCUGUUGUCGUACUGACAACCUAUAGUAAGAGUGGGAAUCAAAUUGCCAGAUCAAUUGUUGAAAAGCUUGGCGAGGAAAGAGUUUCGAAGCUAAAGAUUGUCGGAGAUAAGGAGGUGUUACAGAGUUUGUUUAACCAACUGGUAAAUGAUAUAGCAUUAUCUUCUGGUAUGGAUGAGCAGCUAUCUAAGGAGGCAAUAAAAGCAGUUUCUGCUGAGAAAGAAAGGAUUUUUAAGGAGCUUGCAUUAUUGCUAAAGCUGAUUUUAGAUAUUGAUACUCGCCCGCCUGAAAGCUUAGAGAAGAUCAUUCUUGCAUUGCAAGCCGGGGCAGAAGUUGCUGGACUACCUGUAUGCAAUUGUGUUCUUAUUGCAGGAAGCCAGUCUGGUGUGGCUGGAGCUAAGCGAGUGGGCAUGCCAUGUGUUGUUUUAAGAAGCAGUUUGACGGCUAGAGAUGAGUUCCCUUGCGCAAAUGCGAUAAUGGAUGGGUUUGGAGGAGCAGAGCUGACCAUCCCUAAACUGCGCAACAAGGGACGCUCAUGAAGUCAAAUCAUGUUCCUAAACUGUGCAACAAGGGACGGUCAUGAAAUCAAAUCAUGUUCCUCUUUUUGCCAGACUAUUAACAGAGCUGUAAAUUUUUCUUUCCAUUUGUUGAUACGUCGGAAGAUUCAUCUCCCGUAGAGGGAUCUUACAAAGUUACAACAGAAUUAGAGCCGGGAUCUUACAAAGUUACAACAGAAUUAGAGCCGUUAAUCUCGAUACUCUAUAAUUUCUUCAGCUUGGAGCUGUUUUA